AUGACCAAAGAGACUUUUGAGCCUCAAGACGCUACAAAAUUCGCCAAGUAUACACCUUUGAUAGAGAAAUACAACCAAGAUGUCAUUGAUCAGAUGAAAAUGUUCGAUGAGGCCUUUUACAAGAAGUGUCUGACUCAAAUUCCGGACGAAGAAGAACUUGAUUCUGAGCCCAUUGAUGCUAGAAAAUAUCUGUCGUUGUUAUCCGAAGAAGAACAAAAAAUUGUAAAUGACUAUUCGAUUCCCGAUUUGACCUCUAAGCAAUUGAAAGGUGAGUUGACUGCCGUUCAAGUUAUUGAAGCUUAUAUCAAGGCUUCAAUUGUCGCCCAGCUUACCACCAACUGUGUCAUGCAGUUUCUUAUUCCAGAGGCCCUCGCCAGAGCUCGCGAACUAGACGCAUAUCUGAAAAAUCAUUCUAAACUUGUCGGACCGCUACACGGUGUUCCUGUAUCUUUGAAAGAGCAGAUGAAUUACAAGGGUAAAUCGACAAAUGCUUCUUAUGUGGCGUACCUUGAGAACAUUGCUGAGAAAGACGCCGUCUCUAUUGGUAUUCUGAGAAGACUAGGUGCCGUUUUCCAUGCCAGGACUGCUCAACCUCAGGGUAUUAUGCAUCUCGAUACCUGGAACAAUAUUAACGGCCGCACCAGAAACCCAGUAUCGACCAGAUUGUCGCCAGGAGGCUCUUCUGGGGGAGAAUCCGCUAUUGUUGCGAUGCAUGGUUCAGCGAUCGGCCACGGAAGUGACAUCGGUGGAAGCGUCCGCGCUCCUGCAGCAUUUGCAAACCUCUACGGUAUUCGUCCCACAACAAGACGCCUCUCGUUGCUGAACGGUCUUUCCAGUGGGAAAGGACAAGAGUCAAUUGUUGCUGUUCAAGGUCCCUUGGCUAGAUCAAUCGAGGAAUUGAACAUGUACAUGGAUGUUUACAUUAACGAAGGCAAACCUUGGGAAUAUGAUCCGCUAUGUGUCCCAUUGAAAUGGAGAGAGCCUUCCUUACCUGCAAAGAUCAAAAUUGGUGUGUUGUACUCCGACAACCUCGUGACGCCGCUGCCCGCUGUCACCCGUGGUAUGAAGACUGUGGUCGAGAAGUUGAAGGCCGAUCCAUCUUUCGAAGUCGUGGACUUGAGUGAAAGAUGGUACACUGAAGAUGAAAUGCUCGAUACCUAUAAUGCGAACCUUUCGCUAUACACCUGUGACGGAAAUUACGUUCAAGAGUCUAUGUUUGGGCCAAGCGGGGAGCCAAUUCUACCAUUGACCAAGCAUUAUUUAGAGUUUGGAGGCGGUAAGGAAUUGUCUAUCUAUGAAAACAGAAUGCUUAAUGCCAAGAGAGACGUCAUCAAAGUCGAGCUCUUGGAAAACCAAUUCCAAGACAUUGAUUUUAUUUUGUCUCCUACGUAUCCUGGUCCCUCUGAAUUGCCAGGUGAGUCUCUAUACUGGGGGUACACCUCGUUUUGGAACUUGGUAGAUUAUCCAAAUACUGUAUUCCCUACCGGAGUUAUCCACGAUGUUAAAAUCGACACUUCGGUGCCUGAACUGAAAUCCAACACCUACGAGAGGAUGGUUUGGUUUGACAAAGCAGGUAAUUUGAAAUAUGACGCAGAAAAUUACAUUAAUGGGCCCGUUGCUCUGCAAUUGACUGGCAAACGUUAUUGCGACGAGGACUUGGUUGCCGCAACCCAGAAAAUUGCCAACUUGCUCAAAGUCCCCAGACGUUAA
Molecule: messenger RNA, 1710 nt
Organism: Lachancea mirantina
Lineage: Eukaryota; Fungi; Ascomycota; Saccharomycetes; Saccharomycetales; Saccharomycetaceae
Source: the annotation of a GenBank genome assembly